Andrographis paniculata is the source of this 819-nucleotide messenger RNA. Its product is annotated as probable glutamate carboxypeptidase LAMP1. The transcript is spliced from 7 exons. Gene Ontology annotation, molecular function: carboxypeptidase activity. Lineage: Eukaryota; Viridiplantae; Streptophyta; Magnoliopsida; Lamiales; Acanthaceae. The record is from RefSeq and is a predicted model, not a curated record. Bases 1 to 819 code for a protein of 272 amino acids.
AUGGGUCGAAGAAAACAGGCAAAGGCUGUGGCUUACGUGAACGUCGACGUUGCCGUUUCGGGCGCUGGAAUCAACCCUGUCGCGACGACGCAGCUAGACGAACUGAUCUUACAAGCAACAAAACAGGUCUUGGAUCCCGACAAUUCGUCACGAACAAUGUACAACUCGUUGAUCAGCCAUGUGAACGAUGUGAUCAUUGAUAGAAUUGUAGACGGUGGUUCAGACUACGCGGCGUUUAUGCAGCAGGUCGGCGUUGCCGAUUUAUCCUUCGGAGGAGGUUACCCCGUCUACCAUUCGAUGUACGAUGACUUUGUCUGGAUGAGUAAGUUCGGCGAUCCUAUGUUUCGAAGGCACAAAAGCGUCGAGGACUUGAAAAUCGAAGUUUUGAAUCGAAGCCUUAUUCUCGAUCCUUUGGUCGAGUCGAUUAACGAACUUGAGAGGGCGUCGACGAAGAUAAACAAUGAAAGGAAGGCAAUCGAAGGGUCAAAGGGCUGGUUUCAAAGUCGGAGAAAUGACCGGAAAGCAAGAGAGGUGAACGAUUGGCUAAUGAUGGCCGAGCGCGCAUUUCUUGACGAUGACGGGCUUCCGGGAAGACCGUGGUACAAACAUUUGAUCUAUGCGCGGUCGAAGAAGAAUAAUUACGAAACGAAGGCACAACAUGGGAUAUGCGAUGCACUUGAAGAGGCGAAGCGCCUCGACACUCCCGGCUCGUGGCAAUCCGUACAACAUGAAAUUUGGCAUGUCGCUAGAGGUGUGACGCGCGCGUCUUUGCGUCUAGACAAGAACUCACAUGAAUAUGAUCGUCUAAAAACAACCUGA